Molecule: messenger RNA, 3662 nt
Organism: Lotus japonicus
Lineage: Eukaryota; Viridiplantae; Streptophyta; Magnoliopsida; Fabales; Fabaceae
Product: receptor-like serine/threonine-protein kinase SD1-8
Exons: 7
Coding region: 907-3450 (847 amino acids)
Biological process (GO): recognition of pollen; protein phosphorylation
Molecular function (GO): ATP binding; protein serine/threonine kinase activity
Source: RefSeq, a predicted model, not a curated record
UUUUUGAAAUGAUGCAUCUGCAUUGCAUUUUAACGAACCUAUUCGUGGUUUACGCCAUAAAGAUUUAGCUCUAGGAUGAUUAGGUUGGCUACUGUGGUUGCUCUUUAGGUCAAUGUUAGCUGACAAAUACUCUACAUGAGCUAUUGAAGCUAGGUGGUGGUGGACUAGGAGUGACGGUGGUCGGAGGUGGCGGUGUGGGUGGUUGUCUUACCAUGUGUUGAUAGAGAGGGUAAAGAUAUUUUGGUUAAUUAACAGUUUUAAUAUUGAUAAUAUAAUGAAAAGAUUUGUAAUAUGAAUCAAUUUCCAAUAUGUGUAUGAUUAUGAUCUAUAUCUUAAUUGAACACAUGCCAUACUUCAUUUUUUUUCUUCCCAAUAUGGUAUGACAACACUCUCAGCUCUGUCUCCAUUCAGUUUUCUGAACUUUGAAUAUCAUUUUUGCUAUAUUGAAGGAGAGUCUAUUUUUAUUUUGGGAAGCUAAUUAAGCUGAUUCUGAGGACUUGUCAAUUGGUGAUGAGGUUGGCUAGCUGAUAAGCUUAAAUAGUAUAUAUUGAAAGUUCAAAGUUCAAUUUGUAUUUUUUUACAUGGUUAUUCAAUUUUCAUCUGAUAAAACAAUUGUAUGUCGAUUGUUCUGUGGCGUAAUGUGUCUAAAGCAAUGAUUUGGUUGCUCCAUAGUACAAUUUUUUAAUGUAAAGACCAAUUCUUAUAACAGUUUGUGUUUAAAUAUAUUUCAAGAAUGCGAAUAAGGGAAUACGCAUACUGGUCAGACAUUUCUAUUGCAAAACUGUAUAAAAAUUGAUUAGAUUUAGGGAAAUAAAGAUUGUAAUGAGAGAUUUUUAAGGAGACUAGAACGAAUUUAACUCCAACAGAUUGAUUGUGAGGUGGGGGGCCAGUGCAGGGAGGGAAAACAUGAGAGUUCUCCGUUUCUUCCUCUUUUGGUUCAUCACUUCACAAACUUUUUUCGCCACAUUCUCAACCUCUACAGACACUUUAACUGCAACUCAAAUUUUCAGGACCAACCAGACCCUCCAAUCAUCCAAUGGAGUUUUUGUCCUGGGAUUCUUCACGGCCAGCAAUUCCAACUGGUACCUUGGUAUAUGGUACAAGAACUUGGAUAGAACAGUGGUUUGGGUUGCAAACAGAGAUAAAGCCGUUGACAACUCCACAGGAUAUCUCAAGAUUGUUGCAGACGACGGAAACAUGGUUCUUGUCAACUCAUCUGGGAACCCUGUAUGGUCCUCCAAUCAAACCACAGCCAGCAACCCAGUUGUUCAGCUUCUGGAUACUGGGAAUUUAGUUGUCAGAGAAGCAAACAUGAAUGACUCCAUAAAGUAUCUGUGGCAGAGCUUCGAUUAUCCGACAGACACGUUGUUACCAGACAUGAAGAUGGGUUUGAACUUGGACAAGGGCACAGAGACACACCUAACAUCAUGGAGGGUCACAGACCAAGAUCCUUCAGUCGGAGAGUACACAUUCAAGAUUGAUAUUCAAGGACUCCCAGAAUUGUUCCUGUGGAAAAACCAGACCAUACUAAUUAGAAGUGGUCCUUGGAAUGGGGAAAGAUUCAGCGGGGUACCGGAUAUGGGAACCAAUACGGAGUAUAUUAACUUCAAUUUCUCUUCAGAUCAACAUGGAGUGUACUACUCAUUCCAUGUUGCCAAUCAAUCCAUUUUUUCAAGGCUCACAGUUACCUCUGGUGGUGAAACUCAGCGACUUAUAUGGGUAACGAGCAGCCAGACUUGGAACAAGUUUUGGUUUCUACCUAAAGAUCAGUGCGAUGUUAACAGAAAUUGUGGCCCGUACGGUAUCUGCGAUGUUAAUUCUUCGCCGAUUUGUAACUGUGUGAGCGGGUUCAGGCCUAAGAAUGAGCAGGCAUGGAAAUUGAGAGAUGGGUCUGAGGGGUGCUUGAGGAACACCAAUUUGAACUGCAGCAGUGACAAGUUUUUGCAUAUGCAGGAGGUGAAGUUGCCUGAGACAAGCAGGGUGUUUGUGAACAGAAGCAUGAACCUUGUGGAGUGUGAAAAUUUAUGCCUCAGGAACUGUUCUUGCACUGCUUAUGCCAACAAUGAGAUCACCAAUGGAGGAACUGGCUGUGUCUUGUGGAUUGGUGAACUCAUAGACAUGAGGCUGUUUCCUGGUAACGGGCAAGAUCUCUAUGUCAGAUUAGCAGCUUCUGAAGUAGAUGACUCAGGAUCUGCAGUCGGCUCUCACAAGAAGAAAAAUGAUAGUGCUAGGAUUGCAGGAAUCACAAUAUCUGCAGUUGUUGUGAUUUUGGGAUUGGGUUACAUUUUAUUUAGGAAGAAGAAAUUGCUAAGUAGAUUCAGUGGGACCACAGACCACAGAGGUUCUCUCCAAAGAAGUAGGGAUUUGAUGAUGAAUGAGGUGGUAUUUUCAGCUAAUAGAGACAGAGAAAAGUCAGGAGAAAGGCACAUGGAUGAACUAGAGUUGCCAUUGUUUGAUUUUAAUACCAUAACAAUGGCUACAAACAACUUCUGUGAAGCAAAUAAACUUGGGGAAGGAGGGUUUGGUAUUGUUUACAGGGGAAGGUUAAUGGAUGGUCAAGAAAUUGCUGUCAAAAGGUUGUCAAAGAACUCUGGGCAAGGAAUUGAAGAAUUUAAGAACGAGGUCAAGUUAAUUGUCAAUCUUCAACAUCGAAAUCUUGUGCGGCUAUUUGGUUGCUGCACUGAGAUAGAUGAAAAGCUGCUGGUGUAUGAGUACAUGGAGAAUAGAAGUCUUGAUGCGUUUUUGUUUGACAAAACCAGAAACCACGUACUGGGUUGGAAGAUGCGCUUCAACAUUAUAUGUGGAACAGCUAAAGGGCUUCUUUAUCUGCAUCAUGACUCUAGACUCAGGAUUAUCCAUAGGGAUCUCAAGGCAAGCAACAUUCUACUUGACAGUGAAAUGAACCCAAAAAUAUCAGACUUUGGGAUGGCUAGAAUAUUUGGCACAAAUCAGUCAGAGGCAAAUACACUGAGAGUUGUUGGAACAUAUGGCUAUAUGUCUCCUGAAUAUGCUAUGGACGGGAACUUCUCAGUGAAGUCUGAUGUUUUUAGCUUUGGAGUUCUUGUGCUAGAGAUCAUAACUGGGAAGAAGAACAGAGGAUUCUAUUACUCAAACGAAGAUAAGAAUCUUUUAGGGAAUGCUUGGAGGCAGUGGGGAGAAGGCAGUGCAUUAGAACUUAUUGAUCCCUCAAUUAGCGAUUCAUAUUCAACCUCAGAAGUUCUUAGAUGCAUUCAUAUUGGACUCUUGUGUGUCCAAGAACGUGCAGAGGAUAGGCCUACAAUGUCUUCAGUGAUCUUGAUGUUGAACAGUGAAGCUCCUCUAAUACCACAACCCAGAAACCCUGGGUUUUCCCUAGGAAAGAAUCCUCCAGAGACUGAUUCUUCUUCAAGUAAGCAAGAGGAACCAUGGAGUGUGAACCAAGUCACAAUCACAUUGCUAGAUGCAAGAUAAUGAAAAGAGCGUGACAUAAUCUGACUUUCUGUAGAUUCCCAAAAGCAUAAAAAUAUUAUGUAAAUAUUCCUUUGUCUGAUAGUUCAGGCAUUUUUGGAUCUACUUUGAUCUUGUUUUUGUUGUAACGUGCUAAGAGAUAUGGUUCUUGAAAACAUAACUUAGUUUAUGGUCUGAAUCUACUUCUUGAUUUUUACAUAUAUUUUCAUUAUACA